Magallana angulata is the source of this 4140-nucleotide messenger RNA. Its product is annotated as ANK repeat-containing protein nipk-1-like. Gene Ontology annotation, biological process: protein localization to ciliary inversin compartment. The coding region runs from base 112 to 2013 and encodes 633 amino acids. Gene Ontology annotation, molecular function: protein binding. Gene Ontology annotation, cellular component: ciliary inversin compartment. Lineage: Eukaryota; Metazoa; Mollusca; Bivalvia; Ostreida; Ostreidae. The transcript has 9 exons. The record is from RefSeq and is a predicted model, not a curated record.
AUAUAGGGGAUUUCCCAUGUAGGAAAAAUUACGUUUGCAUCGAAGUUGGCGAGUUCAUGAAACUUCCUUAACUUUAUCAAUAAGAUUUAAAGAUGGAUACAAGAUUCUGAAAUGGGUACAGACGGUUUAGUGUACAAGAGAGAAGCUUCGGAACAAGAUGAUUCGGUGGAAGACCUCGUAAAUAUUACGAAGGGGCUUACACUGACUAAGAAGAAAGCAGACAAGCCAACAGAGGACCUUAUUGAUCUAUUGGAUAGUCUCAAACUAGGAUCAACCCAAAAUCAGACAAGGGGAACCACUAAAACCAACAAAAACAACAAAAAUGAAAAGAACAACGCUGCACUCCAAAAGAGGGGCCCUGGUUUCCAAUUAGAAAAUGGUUACCGGCCCCCAUAUAGCACUACAAAAAGAGAACCAGACUAUGUCUAUAACAACAAUGCAAACUCUCAGUUCCCAUGGUCAACAGUUUCCAAAGAAUACAACUAUGCGCCAGGUUUGGACUCAGGUUGUCAGAUAUGGAAUGAGGCCGCUCAGAAUUACACGCUCAGGGUUCAUCAGAAUAAAACUGCCCAAAAGAUUAAGGAGUUGUCCAGCAAAUACCUGUACGACCCUGUGAGACCACAGAGAGAUGUUAAAGCUUUAGAUGUGCCCGAUGGGCCGACUACUGAUAAUGACUUAGAAUGUGAUGGCUAUGCUCCAAGGUUGACUCUGGAUGAUAAUAAACUGAAUGACAUUCCAUUAGAAUGCCCCACACUGGACCUGAUUGACAAUGUCAUAAGCAGUCAAGACAAAGUUUUAUCUCAUUCUUACUCCGUGAGCAGUUCAUCCUCAUACAGGCGGAGUCCUCCUUUCUAUGCAAGUAGCCCCUCCUCGGGCUAUUCAGGAUCCCCACCCCCCAAUUUUUCCAAUGAGCCGUCACCAUGUUAUAUUCCUUCCCCAGCUUACCCUGCCCUCUCCUCCCCCACCUUAUCUCAGACUAGCCAAUCCCCUGCCUGCCCUGACUCAGUGAAUUUGGAUUUCCGGGACCUAGAGGAGAUUAAUGCAGAAGAUCUUGUGGGUACCAAAAAGAAAACAGACAGUUCUUCACACAAGUCUACAAAACGUCCGAGUAGUAUUGAUGAUGAGUCAAAACCUUCUCCCCCAAAAAGGACCAAUGUUGAUGCUAUGUAUGAUAAGGACCUUGAUGAAGACAACAUUCUUCACUCGGUCAUCAUUGCUGGAAGUCAACUGGGGUUCAUUGAGUAUAUCAUUAAUCUACUGCUAGAGGAUGGGGAGGAUGUCCUGAAAAAGAUCAUCAAUGACCAGAACCACCUACAGAGGACACCCCUGUUUUUGGCUGUACUAGAUGGAAGAGCUGAUGUGGUCAAACUUCUGGUGCAACAUGGAGCAGAUCCAAACAUUCAGGGAAAGAUCAUAGUCAGAAUGGAUCAGUAUGAAUUCCGGGCUCCUCUUCACAUUGCAGCGGAGAUGGGAGACCAAUAUUUAGACGUACUGAAUGCCUUGAUUGACUGCGAGGAGACAGAUUUGGACAUUCGCAGUCUAAGUGACAGGAUUACACCUUUGAUUUUGGCACUCCAGACUCACAGAUGUAGGAAAAGUCCUGCCUUCCCCAACAGCUGUGCUGAAUGUAUAAAGACCCUAGUAGAUGCUGGAGUAUGCACAGACGAAGUGGAUGACAAGAGCAGCAAAACUCCUCUGAUGUUAGCGAUUGACACUAUGGACCUAGAUCUCAUUAAGUUUUUCCUUUGUGCUGAAACUCCGUCACAACAUGCUGAUGUGGUGUCCAAGCUGCAGGCGGUGACCAGGGGUGGUGACACCCCACUCCACAUUGCAGCGGGAGUCAGAAUGGAGAGUAGUGUGGAGAAACAGAAACUUCUGCGAAUCAUGAUUCAACGUGGUGCUGAUGCUGAUGCAAAAAACAAUAUUAACGAGGUUCCUAGAGAUAUCGCAACGAAUGAAGUGUGGAAGGACAUUUUCAUUCUCACAAAAACAACAUCUGACACUGUUUCGUGAUCUGCAAGAAGAGGAAACUUAACAGAGCCUACCUUCUUAUUGUGAUUCAUAAGCCUCAAGUAUUAUAAACAUGUAUUGCAGGCAAGGUCAUCCUCAGAACAUCAUUUUUUGUACAUAUCUUCUGCAUACCACCAUCCUUGUGUGUAUAGUUAGUCUGUACAUAUACUGUAAUCACAACCCUGUUUUGUGUUGUUAUACACAGUACCUACUGUGGUUAGUCUGUACAUAUACUGUAAUCACAACCCUGUUUUGUGUUGUUAUACACAGUACCUACCGUGGUUAAUACUACAUUGUACGUGUCAACAUUUUUACCAGACACCCAUCAUGCUGUGCUGUUUUCAAACUGACAACGAUGAUUUUAUUUUUUUCUUUUAUCAAAAUAUUUAUUAGCUUUACCAUCAUUAUCAUUCAAAUUAUAAGAUUAUUUGUUCCCAUUUCUUAUAAAUAUUUGCCUGUAUAUAUGACUUAAUGUAAUUAGAAUUGUGCUGAUUAUAUAUUCUUGUUUUUAACACUAUGUUGCAGAGAAAAACCAUUGUGCACACCAAAGGGAAUUGAGUGUGAUUUCAUAUUGAACUUGGAUUAUUUAGGAGCUUCCUCUUAAACUAAUAGUAGUUUUACCCCAAUUCAGGAUUUACAUACUGAAAUCUACAAAAGUAUUCAACAGAACAGCACUGGCGUCGGAAGCAAAUUGAAAGUGGGGGGGCUAGACUAAUCCUCAAAAUCAUGAAAUUCCUAGCCCCCCCCCCCCCCCGGUUCCGACGCCUAUGGAACAGUCUUCAUGCAUAGUACAUAUACAUAAUUCAGAUGAUAAGAUGCUUUUAUAAAAUGGGUUGUGACUUUAUUUCUUAUAUAUCUGAUACAUGUAGAUGAUAAAGCUGCUGCUAUAAACAAUUCAAAUAGGUAGAUAACCAUGUUGACCAUGAGGCCGAGUCUAAUUCUAGUACACCAAGUUAAGCAGCAUUUUUUUUGUUUUCAAUUGUAGUUGUAAUUUAAUUUUCAAUAGUUUUCAUAUAAAUAUAACAAAAAGGGUAAUCUGUAAGCCAGAAAAACAAAAUACAUUUAUUUGGGGUAAAAAUGUGAAAACUUGGGAUGAUUCCAGCCAAUCCCCUUGUGUCGGAUCGGUAGCUGAGAUUAUCCUCUUUGAAAAUAGGGGUGACAAAUGUUCUUAUAAAAACAAUUAAUAUGUUAUAUAGUAAAAGGUUAUGUGAGAAAUUUUAUCAAAAUAUCUGGAGUCCAGGGGUAAAUUAAGAAGACUUUGCCUUGUUGAUAGUAAUUAACUAGCCAAUCUCUUGGAAGUUUGCCAAGAUUUAUUACAUCUCUUGCCCAUUUUGUUCUUUCGUUUGUAAGAGAUUGUAAGGGACUGGAACUUAAUAAAAUCAAGGUAGCUGCAUGUAAAGUACCACUAUAUAUAUAGUACAUGUACUAGUACAUCAAAUACAUGUAAUGGUGUUAAACCAAUGUGGCCUAGGGGUGUCAUCCCUGGUUUAACUGGGUUACCAUAGUUACAUUUAGAUAUAUGAUAUCAUUUGCUACUUAACAAGGAAACAUGUAGGGCAUUGAAGUGGAGUAGCAUGAAAUUGUGGGUGUGGUUUAUGCAUACACACGAGUAUUAUAAGACAAGUGCUAACUGUGUGAUGGAAAGGGGCUGGCCUAUUUCCUCAGUAUUCUAGCAUCAGAACUUCUGUAGCUUUAUAAUUUCUUUAAGAGUGUUUUAAUGGUACCAGUAAAUUUUUAUUGAAAAUGAGCAUUACAUAAAGAAUUUACAUUCAAAGCUGGAUUGUGAAAAUGUUUACUGAUUAUUAUAUAUCAAAACUUUAAUGAGCUUUAAGAUAUAUUGAUAAGAUUUGUGUUAGUUAUUUACAGAUAUGUGUUAUUUUCUUAAAUAUUUUGAGUUUUUAGUGAAAGGGAACGCAAUUUCAUAAUAUUUGUUCCAUUUUCACAGAGUUCAUUGAAUGGGAAACUGAUCAAAGAUAAAUCUGUACAGCUUUAAGUGAAGUGACUGAUGCAUAAUAGACGGGAUUAUUUUGCAUGUUGGUGUAAGGCUUUUCUGUUUAAUUCUUACUGUCAGUGAAUUAUCCAAACCCACUGUUUAAUUUCAAUUGGUUUUAAUAAAUAUGAUCCAAUGUU